This is a messenger RNA of Silurus meridionalis, 5097 nucleotides long. It is a transcript of the gene c1qtnf6b, whose product is annotated as C1q and TNF related 6b. The transcript is spliced from 3 exons. The record is from RefSeq and is a predicted model, not a curated record. Gene Ontology annotation, molecular function: protein binding. The coding region runs from base 169 to 903 and encodes 244 amino acids. NCBI's taxonomy places the organism in Eukaryota, Metazoa, Chordata, Actinopteri, Siluriformes, Siluridae.
UUCAUGAGGAGGGAACUCCUUUGCAAAGAGAGAGACUGGGAGAGAGAGAGAGAGAGAGAGAGAGAGAGAGAGAGAGAGAGAGAGAUUCCAGCUGAUCACGGGAAAUCAUCAUCAGCAGCAGCAGCAGCAGCAUUCGGAUCGGCUGCAUGAGGACCCCCAGGUGUGGUCAUGUCUGGAUUCUUUCUACCUGUGCUGUUGCUCCUCCCCCUGGUGGCUUCGGUCCCCUCCCCCUCAAGGUCACCACCCAAAUACUGCCGCAGGUGCUGCGAUCACCUGGACCCUCCUAUCAACUCGCCCCGUCCCGUGGCCUACCAGGCUCCCGAAGUUCGCACGUUCAUUAACAUGACCAUUCUCAAAGGGGACAAAGGUGAUCGAGGCGAGCGAGGAACACCGGGUAAGGCAGGGGCAGAAGGUCCUCCGGGUUCCCGAGGCACUACUGGUCCAAAAGGCAGCAAAGGGCAAGCCGGAGCUACAGGAGACCCCUGCAAGACACAACACUCGUCCUUCUCGGUGGGCCGCCGGAAGGCCCUCCACAGCGAUGACUAUUACCAAGCGUUGCUCUUUGACACCGUCUUUGUCAACAAGGACGAACACUUCAACAUGUUUAAAGGCAAGUUUUACUGCUAUGUCCCGGGCAUCUACUUCUUCAACAUCAACAUCCACACGUGGAACUUCAAGGAGACCUACCUGCACCUGAUGCAGAACGAACGCGAGCAGGUGAUCCUGUAUGCGCAGCCCAGCGACCGCUCCAUCAUGCAGAGCCAGAGCGUCAUGCUUUCUCUCGAGCUUAACGACGAAGUAUGGGUGCGCCUAUACAAACGCGAGCGUGAGAAUGCCAUUUACAGCGACGACGUUGACGUCUACAUCACCUUCAGUGGCUACCUGGUGGCUCCUGCUGUGUAAAAAAAACACGGAUGUUUUCUCAAUACUGAGAGUAGGAUUUAUGGAUUAAGGCUUCUCUCAGGGAAAAAGCGUGCCAAGGGAGUUCUCUGAAAGGGAAGGAAACAGUGCUCAUUUAAUAAUCACAGUGCAUUAGGUACAUUUGGCUGACAGAUUUACAUAUUGGUGCUAAUUAGACACGGUACUUUUGGUACCCUUUUAAACCUUAUGAUUUUUGCUGUGUUAAAUAGAAUUCCUUUGGCUGCAGAGCAGCCUUGUUAACUUAUCAAUGGUUGAAAGUAUGCUGAAUAUCCUUUAAGUCUUCUUAGAAGCGUCCUCUAAACACAGCAUUAUACAUUGUGAAAGGAAACCAGGUCACCUGUACUGUAUUUGUCCCUCCCAAAAAAUCCUCGCCUAAUGAAAUGGGGCUGACUGGAAAAUACUCCAGACUUACAUAAUCCUUUUGUCUGGAUCAUCGUCUUUAAUUUUGACCAGACAAUGUCUCUGGUAUCCCAGAACCAGCCUGAUUUUAGUAAAUAUUUUUCUGUGUUGAAAAGACUUUUGCUUAUACCAGCUGGACAUACCAGCUUUUUCAAUGCCAUUAACAAUAAUGACAGAGGUAAUAAUGUAGCAGUAGCAGUACUUAGGCUGAAACCAAAAACUCAGUUCAUCCUGCUAAUGUUCAAAAAGAAUCAGUCCAUUCUUUGUAAUUAUAAUCAAUAUAAUUAUUUUUCAUAUAAACGAGCAAAUAAGGUAUUAGAUAUGAGAUGUGUGGUACAGGAUGAAUACAUUAGGAACUUACUCAAUUCUCUUUAAAAAGUGACUGUAUACUUUUGGUGUAAUGGCAUGCAAUUGGAUUUAAAUUUAUAUAUAUAUAAUUUUUGUUUUAUCAUUUUUGGAGACACAGGCAUAUUCCUUUUUUGUAUGCAACAAACCAGUUAAAACACAAAGCAAGAAUUGAAAGAAAAUAUUGUUAGUAUUGAAAGUAAUGAGUCCAAAUGUAAAAAGUUUGGAAUAUAGAACCAACAUGGCAACCAUUUUAUACAUCAACACCAUGCAAUUCGGUCUGGACUACAGCCAAUUGGAACCAACUUCACCAUAUAACAAAAGAUUAGCCCAAAGCAUACAUCUAAGCUAAUUUAUUUCGAGAGCAAACAAUGGGCUGGAGUGUUAUCUAUUAUGGAAUGGCCUGCCCAGUCACUACACCCAAAUCCUAUUGAACUGCUCUGGGAUGAACUGGAUCACAAGGUCAAAAAGAAAUCUCCAACUGGUGAAGAACACCUUUGGCAAAUUUUAUAAGAGGCAUGGCAAAGAAUUUCAGCUAAACGUUUGGAAAAACUAAAUAAAAGGAAUAAAAGGAUGCAUGUGUUUCUUAAAAAACAUAAGACUAGAUGUUUGCAAACUUUUGACAGGUGCUAUAAACACAGUUGCAUACCCUUGCAUCUUAAACUAAAUAUGUGCAUGAAUCCAAAGUGGAUUAAAUAUCCUGGUACUGGCCCAUUUUUACUGUCGUUUCUUUUGCUGCAUGCACAUCAGCUUAGGCCUUUUAACGACAACCAUAAAAAUAGAAAUUGAGCAAGGACAGGAAAACUUGGCUGAUGCUUAACCUACUUAGCAUACCGGAUGUGAUAUACCACUUAACUUUGCUUAGCCCAAUAUAAAAACUAAGCCUGAAAGCUUUUAUCCAUGCAAUGUGUAUUAAAAUAAUGUACCCAGAGGGAUUCAUUUGAAGAUGAUUUAGCACUUAAGUAUAAAAAAAUGGGGUCUUACGACAAAAAAACGGCCAACUGGCAAUCAAUUUUAAACAGUUUUGGCACAGUAAAUGUACUCUAUUACUCACAUUUGUGUUGUGCAAAUCCUACAUUGUCAAAUUGUGGAUAGUGAGGACAGGACAUCAUGGAAGGGACAGUGGAACUUAAAAAAAAAAAGAGUGGUGUAAAAGUGUCUAAGCUGAGCUGUAUUAAUACUUUGCAAAUGAUAUUGAUUGGAGCUGAAAGAAAAAAAAAGAGCCCACCCAUCUGUCUCUGGAAGGAAACUCAGCUGUGUUUGAGCUGCUGUGUUUAUAGACACCAGAAACAGGAAACCAGACCAACUAUCUGUAAUCACAUCCAGAGAAAAAAAAAGAGAGCGUAAUGAAGGACCAGGGGGUAGGGCCUUGCUUGAAAUAAACCACACAUCUUUAUUUUUUUAUUUUUAUUUUUUUACACUAAAGCAGCCUGUUGUCAAAACUACUAUUAAUCACUAAUACAGACAAGAACAGUUGGUUCGAGGUCAAAGAAAUGUGUAGUUUGGACUUAUAUUUGCUGUUAUAGACAUGUUUUAUUAUCGAAAAAAUGGCUAGUUCUCUGCAGAGAAAACCACACUUGGCUAAGGCAGAGUUAACGCUGAUGUUAUUGCUUGUAUAAACAAUUAAACAUAAGGUUAUGAGCAGGUCAUGGUGAGACAGUGUCUACAGAAAAUUGCAACCAUUUGGAUUUUAUUAAGUUUGCCCGACUGUAUAAAUAUGGUUUUAAUGGCAUUGAGGAGGUUUACAGUGUUUGCUGAUUUUGGAUCAGUUUUUCCACAUGUAUGUGUGCAAGUCUGGGUUUCGUUUAGUCUUGAUUUUUAAGGUUGUUUUGCAGCUGUAAGCUCAAUUUCGAGUCUUUGGCAUCUAUAGCUGUGGCAAAUAUCUUACAGGAGCACUAUUGAGUUCCUGCCAUAUGACAGUUUUACUUGUUUUGCUGUGCUAGCAAGUAAAAAAAGAAUUAAAAUAAAACACAGCAAGGUUUUAGAGUAAGUUUAGGAUUGGCUGGAGUUCACCAGAAAAUGCAUUUUUAGGUGAUGAUACCAUCGAAAUCAUGCCUUAAAGUAAAGCUUUGAAUUUCUGUAGUUAGCAUAUUAUAACAAAAUUCUGUUUUGUGGUGAAUUUAUCAUCAAAACUUGCCUCAGAGUAAAGCUGGCAUUAGCUGAAGUUAGCAUAUAAAAAACAAACAUUUAUGACAUUUCCAGUGGAUUUUGCUUUCACAACAGUUCCAGCUCAAGGAUAGUUUUUGCUGGAGUUGGUAUAUCACAAAACAAUUUAUUUUCUUGUGUCUGUCUUUUUUAAAAAAAAACAACCUCAAGUAAGAUGUGUCUCAAUUUAGCAUCUUUCAAGAAAGACUAUUUAUAAAAAAAUUCAGCUGAUCUUGCCAGUAGCAAGGCCAGGGGUCUCAACAUGUGAUUUUACAAAAAGAUCUUUCAACUUUAGUAGCAUUAAGACGUCUAUGUGUGAAGUUUGAAUUAGCUGGAGUUAGCACAUUACAGGAAAUUGAAUUUAUUUUCGAUUUUCAGUAUUUCCUCCCAUAACAAAAGUUUAGAAUGGACCCAUCACUUUAAAAAAAAAAAAAGAAAGUCCAUUUGGGUAGGUGCUGCACUCAAAAAUUUAAGAUGUUUGAAUAUCACCAGAAAAUCUCAUUUCAGGUUAUGGUACUAUAAAAAAAAUAUGCCUUAGCUUUUAGAAGGUUUAUACGAUUUCUAGUGUUUUUGUCAUUGAAUAAUUAAUUCAAUCUAGUAUUGUCUGAAGAGGUUAUAUUAUAAGAAUUUAUUUUUAAGAAACAUGAUGUGGGCGGAGGCUGGUUGGUCUGGGAGGAAAGCUUUUAUCAACUUCCAAAAGCACAUUACCAAAUAAGCUGGCACUUUCCAAAUUAAGCUUAGCAGUUAUGGCUCAUACACUUUAACCAGCCAAUAUCUGCUCAAUUCCACAUCUAAUCCAGAUGUUACUCUGGACUUUCAGAUGAGUGGAACUAAACAAGGCAAAGAUUGAACACCAGGCGUUGGUCACUCACCAAAAUCCGUGAAGUAGGUCAAAUUUCUGACUCGCUGAUCGGGCUAUUUUUAGAAUAGAAAACCAGAACUUUAUUAGAACCUGAGGAGUUGUAUCAGUUUGCCUGUCACACUGACCCUUUCUACCAUGUUUUCACAGAUUACACGUCAGGUCGUCUAAUUUCAUCAUGUUUGCAAAUAAUAAUAAUAAUAAUAAUAAUAAUAAUAAUGUUGUUCAAGCAGAGGUUUAAGCACCUGGUGUUUCUCCAGGUGUCCCUGAUGCCGGGUCUGAGAUUGGUGCUGUAUUAGGAAGGUGCUAAUUUGUAGGUUUACUGGCAAAAGUGCACUUUUUUUGUAUACAUGAAUAGAAAUAAUGCUUGUAUUAUGUAAAUAUGUUUUUAUGUACCAUCUAUCAUCAUUAAAAAUGUAGCAAAGUGA